Molecule: messenger RNA, 3166 nt
Organism: Gadus macrocephalus (Pacific cod)
Lineage: Eukaryota; Metazoa; Chordata; Actinopteri; Gadiformes; Gadidae
Gene: tpma
Product: alpha-tropomyosin
Exons: 9
Coding region: 236-1081 (281 amino acids)
Biological process (GO): actin filament organization; muscle contraction
Cellular component (GO): actin filament
Molecular function (GO): actin filament binding
Source: RefSeq, a predicted model, not a curated record
ACAGGUGGCCAAGCUUCCAAAAAAUUAAUGAGGUGACGUGAGGGGAUCUAGUGACUCCUCGACCGAAGUUCAUAGUUGAAACACCACCACCAACUCAACACUCCAGCUUGGUGUCUCGUGUGGUACAGACGCCAGAAGCCCUCUCGUCCGUCCGUUCACAUUCAUUUUGUUUCGGUUACAUUUUUUGGGGUUUUAGUUUUUUGCAUUAUACCCGCAAUCCCACCACUAAACAGCCAUGGACGCCAUCAAGAAGAAGAUGCAGAUGUUGAAGCUCGACAAGGAGAAUGGCAUGGACAGAGCUGAGCAGGCCGAGGGGGACAAGAAAGCAGCCGAGGACAGGAGCAAACAGCUGGACGAUGACCUGCUGGCCCUACAGAAGAAGCUGAAGUCCACCGAGGAUGAGCUAGACAAGUACUCUGAGGCCCUCAAGGACGCCCAGGAGAAACUGGAGCUGGCCGAGACGAAAGCCGCAGACGCUGAGAGUGAUGUGGCCUCCCUGAACAGACGUAUCCAGCUGGUUGAGGAGGAGUUGGACCGCGCCCAGGAGCGUCUGGCCACCGCCCUCACCAAGCUGGAGGAGGCAGAGAAGGCUGCUGAUGAGAGUGAGAGAGGCAUGAAGGUGAUUGAGAACAGGGCUAUGAAGGACGAGGAGAAGAUGGAGCUGCAGGAGAUCCAGUUGAAGGAAGCCAAACACAUCGCUGAGGAGGCCGACCGCAAGUAUGAGGAGGUGGCCCGUAAACUGGUGAUCAUUGAGAGUGAUCUGGAACGUACAGAGGAACGUGCUGAGAUGUCUGAAGGAAAGUGCUCUGAGCUGGAGGAGGAGCUGAAGACCGUUACUAACAACCUGAAGUCCCUGGAGGCUCAGGCGGAGAAGUACUCACAGAAGGAGGACAAGUAUGAGGAGGAGAUCAAGGUCCUGACAGACAAGCUGAAGGAGGCUGAGACCAGAGCUGAGUUUGCUGAGAGAUCCGUGGCCAAGCUUGAGAAGACCAUCGACGACCUUGAGGAUCAUCUACACAAGCAGCUUGAGAAGAACCGUAUGCUGACCAAUGAACUGCGAUUAGCCUUAAAUGAUCCGUAAGAUCAAUAGCGAUUCCCCUUUUCUUCUUUUUUCAUCUGAAGCAUGAAAGCCGCUUUACACCUUUUUGUAAUGCUAAAUUUAUGUUAUUUGGCGUUUAAGAAUACUAUAUUCAUCUUUUGUGUUGACCUCAAACUCUCUUAUAAUAUCAUUGGGGGAGGAUUUUGGGGGUUUCAUGCUGUUGCUGCAAUGUAAUGGGAUUUGGGGCAGAUAACCACAUUUCCAGUGGGGCUUGGAUAGAGUAACGGCUGUUUAAACCUUGUGGCAGCGAUUCCAGCUGAUUGUUUAAAAAAUAAUAAUAAUUCCCCUUCUAAUCAGAUGCUGAUGUUUACCUGGUUUAAAGGUAUAAUAUGUUAUUUCUGCCGCUAGUGGUCUCCCAAUCACGACAACAACAAAAUAAGUAGUUUGAUGCUGUCCUGAAGUAGCGUGGGAAAAUGGGAGCUGUCGUCUUCACCACCAUUGGCUGUCAAAAAUCUAUCUGACGUGUGACUUUUAGUCACAUAAUGUCGUUUCUUUCUAAUUAAAUUCCUAUAAGUAACAUAAUGUUAACUUGUUCACUUACAGUUAGAUGAGCUUACCCCACUUUAAAUAAUGGAAUUUGGUCAAUUUUACCACAUAUAUAUUUUUUUCAAUUUGUUGUGCACAACUCUACAAUGAAAUAAGAUUCAAGCCAUUUCAAAUAGUAAAACAAUUUUCAAAAGUUAAAACACUAUCAAAAAUAAAAUUAAAUAACCUGCCAAAACACUGCAUUAGCUUAGUGGCUGGCAUGAGCUACAGUACUUGUUAAAGUGGCACAUUGUACUAAGCUAGAUCCAUAUUGAAAUAUCCAAUCAAUACAUUAGGGCUCUAUUGGAGUACUUUCCCGAAAGAUGACACAAUUGACAUUAGACCAAAUGUCACGCCUGUUACCGUGAAUAAUACAACCUGUUUUUCUUAGUUUAAACAUUGUAAACAAUUGGCGUAAUGUUAUAACACAACUUGACAAAAUAUAUAACAUAGGUCUAGCCGUUUUAUAUAUUUCAAUGCGGAAAUGUUACAUAUUAUACAUUAAACUGGCACAAAUAUCAGCAAUUUGUCAACUAAAACAUGCCUUACUUAAUAAAGAGAGCAGGAUAGUUCAGUGACUAUUGUGGUCAACUACAAUCCAAAAGUUUCUUGGUUUGAAACCCAAAUUGUCUGUACCUUUACAAAAUUCUGAUAAAUGUCGCUAUGGAUCAAAGCCCCCAUGCUAAAUGACUAAGUGGUAAAUACUAACUCAUACUCCAGCACUGACUUAAUAUGAGUAGGCUUAUGUAUGCCUAGAUACUUUUUUCCCCAAGUAUAACUACAUAUCCAAAGACAUUCAAUAUGCCCUUAACUGUAUCUUUUGUGUGUAUAAUCUCCUUACUGCACAAUUAACAAACCCACAGCACAACAAAACUAUUAAACUGUUGGUGGUACUAACUGAGGCCUUUUUAUUUCCACUUUGGAUCAUUCCUGUGUAUCUAUCUGCGUAGUUGUGUUCCUAAUCUCACCAAUGUGAUUAUUCCUGUAUACAAUCACUGUUCCUUAUCUCACUUAUGUGUCUGAGAUCUUUGCCACUUUGCUGCAUCCAAAGGUAAACUAUCACGCAUGACUGAAGUGAACUGCAGCUAAAACAGAUGGUGGGUCAAAUGACCUGACAUUCCCAACUCCCAGAAACUGAUCAAUGGUUUGGAUGCUAUACUGAACAGUUAGCCAUGUUAUGUGCAAUAUAGGCCAUAUUACGUUUCCAUCAUGAUACACAAGUGUGCUCUUAAAGGCUGUGCCAUUUAUCAUGAGGUUAAUUAAUUUUGUUUAAGCGUCGAUGGGUGCCUUUCAAUUCACUCAGUUUAUAAUCGAUAACUCUGCAGAAUUUGCACUCUUUUAAUAUCACCUAAUCGUACUGCGUGUUAUCACUUUAGCAUGUUGAAUGGUGAAGAACCUGUAGCGUAUGACGUUGUUGUAUACCUGUACAUGCUGCACUGAUCACUGCUGGUCAGUUUAAUUGUGUUUCUAAUUUAAAUCUUUUUUCUUUUUUUCCUUCCAAUGUAUUUUACCUGGGGAAUGUAAUAAAACAGUGCAAUGUUA